AUGCUGGAGCUGAGGGAUGCUGGUCGCACGGAAGCGGCCAUGCAGAGUCUGCUGGGAGGUCUGCGAGACGUUGAGGACCUGUACCUGACCUCCACUUUCAGGCUGCCCCCUAAACUUGGCGGAGUUCUGCUGGGCCUUUACAACAAACAGGACAACAGGAAAUACCUGGAGAUCGCUGUCAUUGGCAAGCUCAACAAAGUAUUGGUGCGGUACUUGCGCUCUGAUGGGAAGGUUCACUCUGUGAAUCUACAGAACCCCGCCCUCGCCGAUGGGCACACACAGUCCCUCAUUCUGAGGAUUGGUGGACUGAAGCGGAACCACAUCAGCUUGGAACUCUACGUGAACUGCCGAUUGGCUGACUCCGCCCAGGGUCUUCCUCCAUUUGUCAGUCUUCCAUCAGAGGCUGAAUCAGUCGAAGUCCGUACUGGUGAAAAGUCCUAUGCCAGAAUCCAGGGUUCUGUAGAGUCUAUAAAGCUGGCUCUCGGAGGGUCACUUCCUAAAGCAGGCCUCCUCAUCCACUGUCCAUUCCAGGGAGAAGCUCUUGUACACAAUGCAGUCACCAGUGAUGUUAAUGCCAUACUGGGUGAUCAAACCAAGGCUCUGAUUGGUCAGUUGAUCAUCUUUAAUCAGAUCAUGGGAGAGCUGAGAGAAGACAUUAGAGAGCAGACAAGGGAGAUGUCUCUCAUCAGGAACACCAUCCUUGAAUGCCAAGUGUGUGGUUUUCAUGAGCCUCAGUCAUGGUGUCAGCCCAGCCCCUGUUAUAAGGGUGUAGCUUGUAUGGAGAUUAUGGAGUAUCCAGGAUAUCGUUGUGGCACUUGCCCAGAGGGCCUGUCAGGCAACGGUACACACUGCCAAGACAUUGAUGAGUGUGCUGCACAGCCAUGCUUGUCUGCUGAAAAGUGUGUGAACACGGCUAAAGGCUUUAGCUGUGAGCCAUGUCCGCCUGGCUUCUCAGGCCCUGCCCUCAGCGGAGUCGGCCUGGAGUUUGCUAAGAGCCACAAGCAGGAGUGUGUGGACGUAGAUGAAUGUGCAGCUCAGAUCGGAGCUUGCGUGCCCAAUUCUGUCUGCAUCAACACAGCAGGCUCGUUUAGAUGUGGCCAAUGUAACACCGGCUUUGUAGGCAACCAGACAACAGGAUGUUUCCUCAGAAGAACAUGUGCAGUACUGGGCUACAACCCCUGUGAUGUCAAUGGCUACUGUGUAUUGGAACGCGGCAGUGACGUCUUCUGCGUGUGUAAUGUAGGAUUUGCGGGCAACGGCAUCAUCUGUGGUGCAGACUCCGAUCUUGACGGUUAUCCUGACGACUCUCUGCCCUGCAUUGACAAUGACAGGCACUGUCGAGCGGACAACUGCGCGUCCACUCCGAACUCCGGCCAGGAGGACGCUGACGGGGAUGGCAUCGGUGAUCAGUGUGAUGAUGACGCAGAUGGAGAUGGAAUUAAGAAUGUGGAGGACAAUUGUCUCCUGGUGCCCAACAAGGACCAGCAGAACUCAGACACCGACUCUUUCGGUGAUGCAUGUGAUAACUGCCCCAACGCUCCGAACCCAGACCAACUGGACGCCGACAGCAACGGUGCCGGAGACAUCUGUGACAACGACAUUGAUGGAGAUGGAAUCCCCAACAUGCUAGACAACUGUCCGAAGAUCCCCAACCCCAUGCAAAUGGAUCAGGAUGGUGACAGGGUGGGAGAUGUUUGUGACAACUGCCCUGAGGUCAAUGACCCCACACAGUCGGAUGCUGACAAUGACCUAGUGGGAGACGUUUGUGACACAAACCAGGACACAGAUGGAGAUGGUCUGCAGGACACGAGGGACAACUGCCCAGAAGUCCCCAACAGCUCCCAGCUGGACUCAGAUAACGAUGGUGUUGGUGAUGAGUGUGAUGAUGAUGAUGAUAACGAUGGUAUCCCAGACACCCUUCCUCCUGGCCCUGAUAACUGCAGACUCAUUCCCAACCCCAGUCAGAAAGACUCGGAUGCCAGUGGGGUUGGUGAUGCAUGUGAGACUGACUUCGACAACGAUAAGGUGAACGAUCUAAUGGAUGCUUGUCCCGAAAAUGCCGAGGUCACCAUGACGGACUUCAGAGCAUUCCAGACAGUCAUCCUGGACCCAGAAGGUGAUGCCCAGAUUGAUCCCAGUUGGAUGGUGCUCAAUCAGGGGAUGGAGAUAAUACAGACUAUGAAUAGUGACCCUGGUUUGGCUGUGGGCUACACAGCAUUUAACGGCGUCGAGUUUGAAGGCACAUUCCACGUGAACACAGUGACCGACGACGACUAUGUGGGGUUCGUUUUCGGCUACCAAGACUCGUCUAGCUUCUAUGUGGUGAUGUGGAAGCAGACGGGGCAGACGUACUGGCAGGACACGCCCUUCAGGGCGACUGCCCAGCCCGGCCUGCAGCUCAAGGCAGUUAAGUCCCGCACGGGUCCCGGAGAGCGCCUGCGCAAUGCCAUGUGGCACACAGGCGACACCCCUGGAGAGGUGACACUGCUGUGGAAGGACCCGAGGAACGUGGGGUGGAAGGACAAAACCUCGUACCGCUGGCAUCUCAGCCACCGGCCCCACGUGGGCUACAUCAGAGUGCAGCUGUACGAGUGCACGACGCUCGUAGCCGACUCCGGUGUGGUCAUGGACACCUCGAUGAGAGGCGGACGUCUGGGUGUUUUCUGCUUCUCACAGGAGAACAUCAUCUGGUCCAACCUUGGCUAUCGGUGUAAUGAUACCAUCCCAGAUGACUAUUAUUACCUCUACCAGAAACAGAUGAACCUCAGGUGGGGAGACUAGCUGGGCCUCCAUGUUUAUUCACAUACAACCAGGGUUUGCCACUGUGUGCAUGUGUGGGUCUAGUAAAUUCUUUCUGUAUUAAAACCCCUUUUUUAGUCCAAAGAAAAGGCUUAUUAAAAACAUGACACCUUAAUUUUGCUCUUAAUGUAUUAAGUAUUAUUAAUGUGAGUGAAUAUGUAUACAAAUAACAAUAUUUUCUUAUUCUCAUGGUGCUCAGCCUAGUCCCUGGUUAUUACGUGAUCAUUUGUAAUAGUGACAGUCUAGUGUCCUCUGGGUGUGCAUUGUGCAUAAUACCCAACACAGGAGUCCCCUGUACUUCACUUAGCCUUUAUUUAUGUCAUCAUGUUGUGGAUAACCAAC
This is a messenger RNA of Electrophorus electricus (electric eel), 3141 nucleotides long. It is a transcript of the gene thbs3b, whose product is annotated as thrombospondin 3b. Lineage: Eukaryota; Metazoa; Chordata; Actinopteri; Gymnotiformes; Gymnotidae. The record is from RefSeq and is a predicted model, not a curated record. Gene Ontology annotation, molecular function: calcium ion binding. Gene Ontology annotation, cellular component: extracellular region. Gene Ontology annotation, biological process: cell adhesion.